CGGCUGUCUGGGCUUCUUCAAGCCUGCGGUUCGACAACAAGCAUGCCCCUUCUCUUCCCUCCAAACUUCCUCUAAUCUGGCUGCCUAGACACUUAUGUAUACCUAGGUGUUCAAUCAGACCUUUUGAUCAACAAGCCUGCUUGUACCUUGUCCAUUCAUUCCGCCCUCACAACGAAGGCCAACUCUCGGUAACCACUUGCCAUUCUGUUACCACCUCAGCCAAUAGUAAACCCAACAUGGCCCCACAAAUCACUGAAAUUGUCUAUAUCCCGUUGCGCCCAGAUGUUGACCUCGACCAUGGCGAUGCUGGCAACAUAUGGACCGAUACCCUGAACACCAUAGCCACACAGCCUGGAUGCCAGUCCGUCCUCUGGGGUCGACAGGUAGAGCAACCGAAAACUGCCGAGCUAGUCAUUGACUGGGCCACCCUCGACGACCACAAAACAUUUAUGGCGUCACCAACGUACAAGCCAUUCUAUGAGAAUCUAUCGACGCUUCUGGAUGGCCCUGUGAAGCUCUACCACGUGGAAUCGCCGUCCAGUCAAUCCUUCUCGACGCCUGGUUCGGCACCUGUCACCGAGUGCAUCUCGAUAUACUUCGAGCCCUCAUACUCUACUGCUGCUUAUGACGCCAGCUUUGCCAAGUUUGCAGACGUAGCUUCCAAGACUGCUGACGAGGCCCAAGGUGUCGUCGGUGGCUGGAGUAUAGAAGAUCAUGAGCACGAAAAGGUAGAGGGUGCUGCGAAAUUGUUUGCCGUCUUCAUCGGCUGGCCUAGCGUCGAGGCACAUAUGAAGUACAGGCAAACAGAGGGAUUCAAGGAAUGUAUUCCUCAUCUGAGAGAGGGCCCAAAAGCAUUGCAGAUGCACCAUGUCGCAUUCAAGAAACAUUUGAGUUGAUGGUGUUCUUUGUGCGGAUCUCGAGCAAUGAUUUGAUCUUUUAUCAGAACAACAAUAUUAGUUCAUCUUUUCUGCGAC
Aaosphaeria arxii CBS 175.79 is the source of this 974-nucleotide messenger RNA. RefSeq lists its product as uncharacterized. The record is from RefSeq and is a predicted model, not a curated record. The coding region runs from base 237 to 896 and encodes 219 amino acids. The transcript is spliced from 2 exons. NCBI's taxonomy places the organism in Eukaryota, Fungi, Ascomycota, Dothideomycetes, Pleosporales.